Dracunculus medinensis (Guinea worm) is the source of this 282-nucleotide messenger RNA. The record is from the annotation of a GenBank genome assembly. Lineage: Eukaryota; Metazoa; Nematoda; Chromadorea; Rhabditida; Dracunculidae.
AUGAAUAUCAAUGAUAUCUCUGGAACAGCAGAUGAAUACUGGUCCCAAUUAAAGAGACUUCAGCCUUUAAAAAAGUCAGCCACUUCCAUACUAAAGUAUACUAAUAAGAAAUGCUGGGUAUCGGAAGCAAUCGUUCAAUUGUCUGUAAACGCUAAACUAAGUUUCUUAACACGAAUGUUAAGAGGCCUUGACAAUCGGAUGCUUCAAAUAAUUACAACGAUAGCUCAACGGGACAGAAAUUACUGGAGUGAUAUGGCUUUGGAAAUGGAGAUGGUGGCGUGA